GGAUCGACAAUUAUCUUUUUUUUUUCCAGAAUGAUCCACGAGAAAGGUUUUGCAGACAAGGAAAAAGCCGUGUAUCGCGAGGUUGUCCGGCAGAAUGUGGCCAGCGCAGUAAUGGGAGUACUGACCGAAAUGGAAGAAAAUGGUGUGGAAUUUGGGACAGAAGAGUUGAGGGUAAGAUAUUCUUCUCAACUGU
This is a messenger RNA of Candidula unifasciata, 193 nucleotides long. NCBI's taxonomy places the organism in Eukaryota, Metazoa, Mollusca, Gastropoda, Stylommatophora, Geomitridae. The record is from the annotation of a GenBank genome assembly.